Lates calcarifer (barramundi perch) is the source of this 2657-nucleotide messenger RNA. RefSeq names its product RAB18A, member RAS oncogene family (gene rab18a). The record is from RefSeq and is a predicted model, not a curated record. The coding region runs from base 264 to 878 and encodes 204 amino acids. The transcript is spliced from 7 exons. Gene Ontology annotation, molecular function: GTPase activity; GTP binding. Lineage: Eukaryota; Metazoa; Chordata; Actinopteri; Centropomidae.
UAACAUGACUUCCAUUAUGUUGACAUAGCGUUUGUUUUGUUAUGUAAUCAAAGAUAAGCUCAUUAGACUUUUACGUACAUAAACCAACCGGAUGUAGCAAAAAGUCACACCGGAUAUGGUUAAAGUGAAGCUUCAUACCAAGACGCUGACAAACUAUCUCUUCUGCGAGCUGUAAACAGGGGACCCAAGUAGUUCAGAUACGUCGUUGUCAACAGUCUGUUUCAGCUGUUCGUCGACAGCAGCACAGCUCAGUGUAAAGGAAAAUGGAAGAAGACAUUCUGACGACGCUGAAAAUACUGAUAAUAGGAGAAAGUGGUGUUGGGAAGUCCAGUCUCCUCUUAAGAUUCACAGAUGACACGUUUGAUCCAGAGCAGGCAGCAACAAUAGGUGUUGACUUCAAAGUGAAGACUAUUUCUGUGGACGGUAACAAGGCAAAGUUGGCCAUAUGGGACACUGCCGGGCAGGAGCGCUUCCGAACCCUGACGCCCAGUUACUACCGCGGUGCCCAGGGAGUCAUCUUGGUGUACGAUGUCACACGACGAGAAACCUUUACCAAGCUUGAUAACUGGCUCAAUGAACUGGAGACGUACUGUACAAGAAAUGACCUUGUGAAAAUGCUUGUUGGAAACAAAAUUGAUAAGGAAAACCACGAGCUAGACAGAGCCGAAGGGCUGAAGUUUGCAAGAAAACAUUCCAUGCUUUUUAUAGAGGCAAGUGCUAAGACCAGGGACGGUGUUCAGUGUGCAUUUGAAGAGCUGGUAGAGAAAAUCAUCCAGACUCCAGGGUUAUGGCAGAGUGAGAGCCAUGGUCGAGGAGUCCAGCUCACUGACGAGGACGCAGGAGGUGGAACCUGCGGUGGCUACUGCUCCCUGGUCUAGAUGACGUACACAAAUACAUUCACACAAACACAUGUUCAAACAUACAUGUGUGAAUACCACACACAGUGUCACACAGUCAAACACAAACAUAAACACACACACACUUGACAGAACACCCCCCUUCCCACUGUGUGCUGUCCUGAGCUGAGCUCCUUAUUCAGACAUGAAGGCAGUGGAGGGCUGACUGUCCCCCCUCCUCUGAGCUGUAAGGGUUGACCAUCCCCACACUCUGCCUGUGUUCACACAGACACUACUUUUUGCACACUUUCUAAUAAUAAUGCUGCGCUAAAAUGAAAAUGCAGCUCAGCCUUCCUCUUAAUGGAAUUUGAGUGAGUUGACUCUCCUCCGUUUUGUCUUGAGUUACAGUUUUGUGCAGUUUUAGGACCUUGGUCAAAAUUAUAACCAUUUUUCAUUUUCUCAAAUAAGUGUAAACCAAAGUUUGUCAGACAAAUGGCCAAGUCUGAAGAGUGAGAAUGGGAAUAGAAAAAAACUUUUUUUGACCAAGGUUCCUUGUUUGUUCUCCAGCAUGCUUUUUGCUCUUGCUCUCAGAGCACCUUGCCUUAGCAAGCACAUCUGUAUCAGUGCAGGGCCGACUUUUCUUCUGUUUGUCUUUCCUCUGCUCUGUCCUGUGCUUGAUCUUGAUCCCGCCCUCCCCCCAACACAGACUCAAUGAACAUUAUGCUGCUUAUAGAGAAGCUUAUCAAGCCAACCCAUCUUGUAUUGCAUCUCACCACUCUCAGUAAUAGGCGUGGAUCAUGUGUCUCUGUUGUCCACACAACUGCCUCAUUUCUUCAGAAUAUAAUAGAGUUACCAAGUGUUUGGAAUGACGUUUCACUACUUUUAUUGACUUGGACUUCAAACCUUUGGUGUGUUUUGAAGAGUGCAUAAAUCAAAGAGAUUGGCACCAGCGAGCUUUCCACUGGGUGCAGAAGAAGAGGAAACCUCUUAAAAUUGCACGCCUUUUUUCUAACGAGUUGCUUUAAUGGAGUGCGACCUACUGGCACUCCCUGACUCAGACAGAUAAUAUCAGUAAUAUCACUAGCACUGCUACAGUCUCUCAUAUAGAUUCCUUUGACUGCACAGAGACAAAGGAAAAGUGUUCAAUAUUAAACAGGGCAGUGAGUCAUAAGGGUGUUUCCACUGAAUUUGGAAAAUCAAAGAAAGAGCUGCGUGCUCCACAUUGCUAAUGGAUUUCACAGUACUCCUAUCUCUGUGUUUAUAUCUGAGAAGCAGUUAUAAAUGUACUGUACCCCUGACCUCUGACUAUGUUUGUAGUAUUCGAGUGCUGGUGUAUGGUCUGGGAAAUUCUGGAAAAUGUAGUUCUGAGAGUUUGAUGUUGUAACAGGUAUGACAUGGAUAGCAAGCAUGUCUUAUCACAGAUAGGAAUUUUUUAAAAUCUCUUUUUAAUUGCAUGGGAAAUUCUGCGUGCCAUUCUUUUGUGUUUGUUUGUCCAGUGAAUGACCUUCAGAGGCUGUUUACUAUAAACACCUUAACUUAUAUUUAGCUGAAAAUAAAACAUUGCAUACAGUUUUACCAUUUGAAUUUAAUGGUAUGGCAUAAUAAGGCAAAAAGGAAGUAGGCUUUUACUUACUAAACUGGUAUAGCUGUCUUUUCUGUGUUCAGAAAUAUGUUAAAACAUGUAUGUAAGUUGUAAAUUGUGUAUUUUAGGAAUUCAGUGGGAUGAUUCCUGUAUGAAUUGUAAGGCUGAAUGUAUACAUAUUUCACUACAAACCGCCCCAUGUAUUAAACUAAAUAAAAUUCUUUUUUAAGUGAAUAUAA